This is a messenger RNA of Striga asiatica, 312 nucleotides long. The record is from the annotation of a GenBank genome assembly. NCBI's taxonomy places the organism in Eukaryota, Viridiplantae, Streptophyta, Magnoliopsida, Lamiales, Orobanchaceae.
AUGUCUGGACGUGGCAAGGGCGGCAAGGGCCUCGGCAAGGGCGGAGCCAAGCGCCACCGUAAGGUGCUCAGGGACAACAUCCAGGGCAUCACGAAGCCGGCGAUCCGCCGUCUGGCCCGGAGGGGCGGUGUCAAGCGCAUCAGCGGCCUCAUCUACGAGGAGACUCGCGGUGUCCUGAAGAUCUUUCUGGAGAAUGUCAUCCGCGAUGCCGUCACCUACACUGAGCAUGCCCGCCGGAAGACCGUGACGGCCAUGGAUGUUGUGUACGCCCUUAAGAGGCAGGGCCGUACUCUCUAUGGUUUCGGUGGCUGA